This is a messenger RNA of Oldenlandia corymbosa var. corymbosa, 1529 nucleotides long. NCBI's taxonomy places the organism in Eukaryota, Viridiplantae, Streptophyta, Magnoliopsida, Gentianales, Rubiaceae. The record is from the annotation of a GenBank genome assembly.
CAAAACAAUAAACAGUGUCCAAUAGACAAUAAAUACGCUCACCUAAACAAAGAAGGGAGAAAGGGACUCAAAGAGAGGGAGAGAUUCUUUUUACUCUUUUAUAAUUUUUCAACCCUUCGCUUUCUCAAGGUUUCACUGUCUUCAUACGGCUGUUUUCUUUCUGUUCUGUCUUGGAGCAGAGAGAAGAGACUGUGCUACUAGGAGGCUACUACUGCUCACCUUUGCUCUUAAGAACUGUUACUAUUAUACUAAUUGCUUUAUUAUUUUAUUAUUUAAUUGACUCUUAUAAGAAGGCCCUCUUCUUCCCCCAUUUCACUUCUUCUCUUCUAUCACUCUAUUUUUGCUGCCCAAAACCCUGAAGUGCCGGAGUGACAAAUUGACUGAAAGGCUGGUUGGUCUGAUUUCAAGGAAUGUAUGCUGAAACUGGGCUCAUGCUCCCUUAUUUCCAGAGUUUCCCUCAACAAAUUGAUGACUUCUCUUGCUCUUCUCAGAGGCCCAGUGUUUUACUGGACAACCUGAUUCAGGCAUCUUCUAUAGCAGAAUAUGACCUUGGGGUGGAAGGAGAUCUUUUUAAGGCUCCAGCGCCUAUAAUCGAAGAGCCGAUUGUAGGCCUGGAUCCAAUGGAAGCUGCAAUGUCAAUGAUUUCCUGUGGUGGAGAUGUCAUUACUUCACAAGACCUUAAGGUGUCAGAUAUUGACCCGUCAAUUGAUAAUGGACAACUUCUCAGUGAGGUUUUCUAUGAAUGCAAGAAGGAUAUCCUGGCAAAAGAAGCAACUGAAGCUACCCUCUCUGCAGUCCUGGAUAUCAAAGUUCCUCAAGGGAAUUUGAUUGCAGAAGGCGAUUCUCUUUCUCAAGGACCUGUCCAGAAAAGUGUUAGUUCAGGGUGCCUAACCUCAAUGGAAUGGGUUCACAGUGCUACAACAAGACCAAAUUUCCUUGAUUUUCCUGGAUUUGACUUGGGGGCCGUCUAUGGCAUGCGAAGAGCCUUCAGUGAAGGAGAUAUCAAGAGUCUUGGUAAUGGUAGCAUAAAUGUGAUCAACUCUCCUGUGGGACAGCCACAAAUUGUCACCAGCUGUUCAUCUGAAGCUCGCAAAGAAAAGCUUUCCAGAUACAGGAACAAGAAGAACAAGAGGAACUUUGGAAGAAAAAUCAAGUAUGCUUGCAGGAAAGCUUUGGCCGAUAGCCAACCGAGGAUCCGAGGAAGAUUCGCAAAGACGGACGAAACAGAUUCCUCCAAGAAGCAAUAACUAAACUUACUAAAAACUAAGACCAAGUGUAGAGAGCAUAGAAUUUCAGUGGUUAGACCUGACGAGGAGGGCUACGAAGGUAUUAGUCAUAAGAUUAGAUGGUAAAACUCGAUGCAAUAUGAAAAACAAAACAGACAAUUAGUUGUAUCAAAAAGCUACUGAGUUGAAUAACCUCUUCGAAAGAUGUAAUGUCCUGCUGGAGCUGUAUAUAUAAGUUUUCUAUUGAAUAAAUGUCAAUGAAGUAGUAGUUGUAUGAAUGUCGUGUGCGUGAUGCGAAUGAUG